Plectropomus leopardus (leopard coralgrouper) is the source of this 1158-nucleotide messenger RNA. RefSeq names its product COPI coat complex subunit zeta 1 (gene copz1). Gene Ontology annotation, cellular component: COPI vesicle coat. NCBI's taxonomy places the organism in Eukaryota, Metazoa, Chordata, Actinopteri, Perciformes, Serranidae. Gene Ontology annotation, biological process: intracellular protein transport; retrograde vesicle-mediated transport, Golgi to endoplasmic reticulum; intra-Golgi vesicle-mediated transport. The record is from RefSeq and is a predicted model, not a curated record.
ACUGUACGUAUGACGUAGCUCGUUGCUGAUCGCCUGCUAGCUGGUUUGCUAACAAGAAAGAAGAUGGAUUCUCCCAUACUGGAACCAUCGCUGUACACUGUCAAAGCAGUCCUGAUUCUGGACAACGACGGAGACAGGCUUUAUGCUAAGUAUUAUGAUGAUACAUACCCGACAGUGAAGGAGCAGAAGGCGUUUGAGAAGAACAUAUUCAACAAAACACACAGGACAGACAGUGAGAUAGCAUUACUUGAGGGCCUCACUGUUGUCUACAAGAGCAAUAUAGACCUCUUCUUUUAUGUGAUUGGAAGUUCCCAUGAAAAUGAGCUUAUGCUCAUGGCGGUUCUAAACUGCUUGUUUGAUUCACUCAGUCAGAUGUUGAGAAAAAAUGUUGAGAGGCGGGCUUUGUUGGAGAAUAUGGAGGGACUCUUCCUGGCUGUGGAUGAGAUUGUAGAUGGAGGAGUGAUCUUGGAGAGUGACCCACAACAAGUUGUGCACCGUGUGGCUCUCAGAGGGGAUGAUGUGCCUUUGACAGAGCAGACAGUCACCCAGGUUCUUCAGUCUGCCAAAGAACAGAUCAAGUGGUCGCUUCUACGAUAGUCACUUCUUCUCCAGUCUGCCAGUGAGCCGCUGUCCAGCCCAGUCUUUGUGGCACUGAUCCAUAUACUCCUUUUCCCUCUGAUAUCUACUCCUUCAAUCAAAGCUGUGAGGAGUGCCGCUGGCUGAUCCAGUCACACUCCCGGGACUACUGCUCCACAAAGUUUCAUUUUGUUUUCCUUUUUUUCUUUUUUUGCAUUGUGUGACAUAAUCAACACAAUUAUAAGAUAUGGUGUACAUUCCAGUAUCAGCCGAUUAUUUGGGUGUUUAUUAAACCAGUGUAUCUGUUUAUAAAACAUUGAUAAACCUCAUCAUAGCCUCCGGCAACAUUCCACGUGUCCUUUUGAACAAGAAUUUGUGCCGUUUGACAGCACUACGUAGUCUUACUGUACAAAGUAUUGAGGCACUGUCUCUACCAUUUAAUUUACAUGAAUAUUGUGAUUUAAAAAGGUGUACAACCUGUACUGUAGUCAUACCACUGAUCACAGAGGUGUGUUUUGGAAAUAUUUUGUCCGGGGAUCUUCCAUUAUGCAGAUACUUAUAAUAAAUGUUUGCUGACACCGA